GUCAUCUCUAGGCGCCUUCCCGCCCCUCAGGUGUUCAAGCUCCGGGCGCGCGAGGUUCUCGCUAUUAGCCCGCGAGUGCCGCUUCCUCCACGCUCUCUGCAAACAUGUUUCCGAGCGUCUCCUCUCCGCGAACCCCAGGGCCGGGGACCCGACGCGGUCCGCUAGUCGGGAUCGGGCCCACGUCCACGCCUAGAGCGAGCAGGAGGGGUCUGUCUCUGGGAUCUGCGGUUAACUCGCCCGUGCUGUUCUCGCCCGCAGGCCGGCGCAGCUCGGUGAGCUCACGAGGAACGCCUACUCGGAUAUUCCCCCACCAUUCCAUAUCAGAGUCUGUGAACUACGAUGUGAGAGUGUUUGGAUCAUCUCUCCCUGUUAAGAUCAUGGAAGCCCUGACAAUGGCUGAGGCUGACGAGCAGCUUUCUGUCCAUGUCGAUGAAGGUGGGUGGGCCUGCCUGGUAUGCACGGAGAAGCUCCUCAUUUGGAAGAUUGCUGUGUCGCCUGUCACUAAGUUGUCUGUCUGCAAAGAACUCCAGCUGCCCCCUAGCGAUUUCCACGGGAGCGCUGAUUUGGUGGCCCUGUCUUAUGCUGCGACCUCAGGUGAAGUCCAUUCUGUGCAGGCUGUUUCUGUCAUGGUUGCUACCAAAGAGGGGUCCAUCCGCUAUUGGCCCAGCCUCGCCAGGGAAGACACCUACUCAGACACCUGUGUGGAUUUGGGAGGCGAGAAGAUGUGCAGGUUCCUGACAGCAGUGCAGGGAGGAAGUUUCAUCCUGUCCUCCGUGGGGAGCCAGUUGGUUCGAUUGAUUCCUGAAAGCUCAGGAAAGAUUCACCAGCAUGUCCUGCCCCAGGGCCAAGGCAUGCUCUCAGGGAUUGGCCGGAGGGUUUCUUCCCUUUUCGGGAUUCUGUCCCCUACUAGUGACCUCAUGCUGGCCAGUGUUCUGUGGGACAGAGGAGGAUCAAGUUUCUACACCCUGACGAGUUCAAACAUCAGCAAAUGGGAACUGGACGAUUCUUCAGAGAAGCAGGUUCACAGCUGGGAUGUGCACAGGACCCUGAAGGAGAGCAUCACCGAUGCUGUUUGGGGGUCUGAAAGUAACUAUGAAGCUAUUAAAGAAGGGGUCAACAUUCAGUACUUGGACUUGAAACAAAACUGCGAUGGGCUCCUGAUUUUGGCAGCAGCGUGGCACCUGGGAGACAGCCCCUGUCUUGUCUAUUACUCUGUGAUCACGGUGGAAGACAAUGGUAACCAGAUGUCAGAUGCAGUCACCGUAGAAGUGACUCAGUAUAACCCCCCUUUCCAGUCUGAAGACCUGAUCGCAUGUCGAUUGAUGGUGCCAAACUUUUCAAGCCAGAUGACCUAUCUUUACAUGGAGAAUGCUGUCUUUGUGUGCUCCACAGGCACUGGGAAGUUUUCUCUUCCUCAGGAAAAGAUUGUCUUUGAUACACAAGGGGAUGGCAUUUUGGGCGCUGGCUCCUGUGCUGGUGUUCCUAUCCUUUUCUCUAGGAAUAGUGGUCUGGUGUCUGUCACUCCAAGGGAAAAUGUAUCCCUGUUAGCAGAAGACCUGGAAGAGUCUUUGACCUCCUCAGUUGGUGGACGGGGCAGUGAGAGUAUGGUUUUUGAGACCACCACAAAAAACGAAACUGUAGCCCAUGAAGACAAGACAAAACUGCUUAAGGCUGCAUUUCUACAGUACUGCAGGAAAGAUUUGGGCCGCGCUCAGAUAAUGGCUGAUGAGCUGUUUUCCUCUCACACGGAUUUGGAUUCGGACCCUGAGCUAGACAAGGCCGUGACUCAGAUCAGUGUGGACCUGAUUGAUGACUACCCGGCCUCAGACCCACGCUGGGCAGAGUCUGUCCCCCAGGAGGCCCCUGGGCUGAGCAACACCUCACUGAUCAUUUUGCACCAGCUGGAGGACAAGAUGAAAGCUCACUGCCUCUUGGUGGACUUCCUUCACCAAGUCGGCUUGUUUAGACGUUUGAGCUCCUAUCCAAUCAGAGGGACACCCAUGUCCACCCGACUGCUACUCUGUGAACAUGCAGAAAAGCUGUCAGCUGCCAUCACACUAAAAAACCACCACUCUCGACUGCCAGACCUGGUGAACUCAGCUAUCCUGCUCGCCCUGAACAAGAGGGAGUGUGAGGUUCCCAACAGCCUGACUCCUGCCGAUGUCUUCUUUCGAGAGGUGUCCCAGGUGGACACUAUCUGUGAGUGCCUCCUGGAGCAUGAGGAACAAGUCCUGCGUGAAGUUGCGUUGGUCUCUCAGGAGUGGGCAGAGGUGGCGAUCGACGUCAAUACUGUCCUCAAGGACAUGCUACAGGCUGCCACUCACUACCGCCUAAACAAAAGCUCUAUGUACAGUCAGGAAGAGGUACUAGGGAAGGAGCCAGAGUAUGUGCCAUGGACAGCCACAAGUGGUCCAUCCGGUAUCCGCACAGCAGUCAUGCGCCAGCACGGGAUCAUCCUGAAGAUGGUAUACCCUCAGGCUGACAGCAAACUUCGGAACGUUGUCAUGGAGCAGCUUGUGGCACUAAUUGACUGCUUCCUGGACAGCUACGUUUCCCAGCUGAAGUCGCUAGAGAAAUCCAGUGACCAAGAACGAUACAGCAGUCUGGAAGUGGAGUACCUGCAGAAAAGAUCCGAGCUGCUCUCGCCCCUUCUCACACUAGGUCAGUACCCAUGGGCAGCUUCUCUGGCAGAGAAGUAUUGUGACUUUGAUAUCCUGGUUCAGAUGUGUGAACAGACAGACAACCAAGCCCGACUCCAGCGCUACAUGACCCAGUUUGCUGACCAGAAUUUUUCAGAUUUUCUCUUUCGUUGGUACCUGGAAAAAGGAAAGCGGGGAAAAUUGCUGUCUCAGCCCAUUUCUCAGCAUGGACAGUUGGCAAAUUUUUUGCAAGCCCAUGAGCAUCUCAGCUGGUUACAUGAAAUUAAUAGUCAGGAGUUAGAGAAGGCUCAUACAACACUGCUAGGUUUGGCAAAUAUGGAAACUCGUUACUUUGCAAAGAAAAAAACCCUUCUUGGCUUGAGUAAACUGGCAGCUUUAGCUUCAGACAUUUCAGAGGACAGGCUGCAAGAGAAGAUUGAAGCCAUGGCUGAGCAAGAGCGCUUCCUGCUACACCAGGAGACCCUGCCAGAGCAGCUGCUGACCGAGAGACAGCUGAGUCUUAGUGCAAUGCCUGUGUUGACCGCACCACAACUCAUCAGUCUGUAUAUCUGUGACGAAAACAGAAGAGCCAAUGAGUAUGAUUUCAAGAAAGCCUUGGACUUACUGGAGUACAUUGAUGAGGAAGAAGAUGUGAGCAUUGAUGACCUGAAGCUGGAGAUUCUGUGCAGAGCACUGCAGAGAGAUGACUGGUCUGGUUCAGAUGGCAAAGAUGAUCCAAUCGAAGUGUCUAAAGACAGUGUGUUUGUAAAGAUCUUGCAGAAACUUAUAAAAGACGGCAUCCAGCUCAGCGAGUACUUGCCAGAGGUGACGGACCUACUGCGAGCAGAGCAGCUGGGAAGCCUCAAGUCCAACUCUUACUUUGAGUUUGUUCUGAAAGCAAAUUAUGAGUAUUAUGUCCAAGGACAGAUGUGACAUUUGUAGAAAUGGUUGUUUCUAAAAUUUGUGUAAAUAUUUGCUUAUUAAAAAAAAAUAUUGAGGCCAAAAAACUUAGGUCUGGAUCAACCUGAAGUCUGUUUUGUCUGCAGCAACCAGGUUUUCUAUGCUUUAUAUGGGAGCCGCGAUAUAAAAGGAGGGGCCCUGAUGCUCUUUUUCAGCUGUAAGGUAUUUCCUCCUCCUCUUCCACCUGAAGUCACCCUUGCUUCUGUGUAGCUGCCCUUCUCCAGCCUCCCUCGGUCCAAAGAGGCAGCAAAACAAAACAGGUUGCCUCGCUCCCCAACUGGUUGUCCAAUACCAGCCCUGAAAAAAUAUAAGAAUGUGUAUAAUAAUAUACAUGAAUUUACAUGCAAGUAACGUUCUAUGGGCUGAGCAAGUGUGUCUGUUUAUUUGGGUCAGCAAUUAAAAGAUGCUACAGGUUGGAGAGCAGGGCAGCGGAAGUGAGGAAGUGUUGGAGAUGGCAGGGGACGGGGAAAACAGAUUGCCCUCUGCAUGUGGCACUCUGGGAGUCUCUGAGAAGCUGAUCUCUUGGUCGGAGGCAAAGGGAAGUGCCUGCUUAGCAAAGUGAAGAUGAGAUGUCACUGAUUUAUACUGUGGCCUAGAAACCAAAACCCUGGGUCUAACUCGGGAGGGUGGGCAGCUGGUAACUCACUGGGAAUGUUCUCACUUCCUACAUUGAUUUAAAAAUUACAAGCAAGGGGCAGGGCUGGAGAGAUGGCUCAGUGGUUAAGAGCGCUGUCUACUCUUCCAGAGGACUUGAAUUCAAUUCCCAGCAACCACAUGGUGGCUCACUACCAUCUGUAAUAGGUCCCAGGGCCCUCUUCUGGUGUGUCUGAAGACAGUGACAGUGUACUCACAUAUAUAAAAUAAAUCUUUUUUAAAAAAAAAGUUAAAACUUAAAAGCCAAAAAAGCCAUAUAUAUAUGUGUGUGUGUGUGUGUGUGUGUGUGUGUGUGUGUGUGUGUGUGUGUGUAAAAUUAAAGGAUUAAAAGUGUGGGCCACUGCAUCCAUCAAUAAUGGAUAAGUCUUAAAGUGUUUUAGUAAGAUGUUUGUGUGGCUUUCUGAGCUGUCAGUAAGUUGUCAUUGCUACCAGAUAUGGUACUGGCAUUGUCUGUGACCCCAGUAUUGACUCAUAAACCUAGGAUGGUUUCUAGUCUCACCGUAGACGGUCCCUUCCUAAACAUCGUAAUGCCAAGGCUGGUCUACCCAGAGAUGUUGCUCUGAGAGCUCUGGCCAUGGCCUACCUGUCUGAAGAAGGGGGCUAAACCUUUAUGGCAACUAUCGCAGCUUCAGAAUGGUUGGCAUGUAAACUUACUCCAGCAGUAAAAAUGAAAUUAAGACUUUCAGUGUUGAAUAUCUUUCCCUCCUAAGUUUUAAAAACUGGUCACAUAAUCCAUCUCUGAAGAAUGAAUGAUUUGUUUCUAAGUCAGGUAGCUAAGACUGUCUCCUGGUACCCGGUGUACAUUCUUGGGAUCCUUCUCUUGUUGGCCUAUCCGUUAGUUCAGCAUGAACUAGUUAGGACUGUGAAUGGCAGCAGCCACCCUUGUCCCUGAGGUGAGUGUGCUGUAUUCUGAGGAUGUGUGAGUCAGUCAGGACCUGAAAGGGCCCUGGCAACCUGUACAGAGCACAGGGGGAAAGGUUUUGUUGUUUUAUUCUCUUGACUGGAUGCUAUGGGGAGAGCCAGAGGUCUGCAAGACAAAUUCAUGGUGUUUCGGGCUGUCAUGGUUGGUCCCACAUUCUGAGUGUUCCCAGUGUGGCCUCCCCCACCACUGCCAGUCUGUCCUCAGAAUGGCAUAAUAUUCAUGUAUAAAAUACAAUAUAUGUUGAAAAACAAUGUGUAUAUAUGUUGUAUAUAUUUAUCAUAUGUGUAUGAUAUGUGCAUAUAAACUCUGGCUGGCCUCAAACUCUCAGCCCCUGUGCCUCAGCUUCCCAAGUCCUAAAACUGCAAGUGUACACACCAGCCCUGGCUAGAACAAUUUUUUUAAGGCGUGUGAAGCCUGACAUUGAGCUCAUAUCCAAAAUAAACACAAGUAACUGGUGGACCUGGAAGCUGGGCUUCUGUUUUGAAAUGAGCUUCAGUCGACCACCUUUUGUAUUGUGUGGGCAAUGGUGAGUACUUAGCACACCUUUGGACUUCUGUUCUCAGAGGAGCUCCAGUUUUCCUUCUCCUGCUGGGAUGGCAGGUCCUUGCAUGCAUCUGCAUUGCCUUAAUAAAAACGAGGUUUUCUUUU
Mus musculus (house mouse) is the source of this 5823-nucleotide messenger RNA. It is a transcript of the gene Nup133, whose product is annotated as nucleoporin 133. The record is from RefSeq and is marked validated. NCBI's taxonomy places the organism in Eukaryota, Metazoa, Chordata, Mammalia, Rodentia, Muridae. Gene Ontology annotation, biological process: animal organ development; nuclear pore organization; nephron development. Gene Ontology annotation, cellular component: kinetochore; nuclear envelope; nuclear pore outer ring. Gene Ontology annotation, molecular function: structural constituent of nuclear pore. The transcript is spliced from 26 exons. Bases 105 to 3572 code for a protein of 1155 amino acids.